GAAUAUAUUUACAACGAGGAUCCUGCUACAUGUCUGUGCUACAAUGGAACCGGAACAAAUUCUGUUUUACUCCUGGCUUCAAGCGACAUCAGCGACGAUCCUGGUUCUGGUCACAAACCAGUUAUUGCUACUAUUACCAUCGGCAGCAAACGUAUGAUACCGAAAAUGCCAACUAAGCUUCCAUGGAACUUCAAGAAGGCUGGCUGGCCUAGAUUCACGUACCUUUUAGAGAACGAACUUCACACAAGUCCCAUCAACAUCUUGGCAAACCUUGCAACGAAAUCACGAAUAUUAUGA
Messenger RNA from Rodentolepis nana, 297 nucleotides. The record is from the annotation of a GenBank genome assembly. NCBI's taxonomy places the organism in Eukaryota, Metazoa, Platyhelminthes, Cestoda, Cyclophyllidea, Hymenolepididae.